This is a messenger RNA of Corvus hawaiiensis (hawaiian crow), 2644 nucleotides long. RefSeq names its product extensin-like. NCBI's taxonomy places the organism in Eukaryota, Metazoa, Chordata, Aves, Passeriformes, Corvidae. The coding region runs from base 461 to 1534 and encodes 357 amino acids. The transcript is spliced from 2 exons. The record is from RefSeq and is a predicted model, not a curated record.
AAAAAAAACAACAAAAAAAACUACAAAAAAAAAAAAACUUGGGUUUUGGGACACACCGAGUCUUCCAGGCACAGAGCGGGGCUUGUGCCCCCAGUUUGGGGGUGCCAGGGUUGGUGGUGGCCCUGGGGACACCGAUGGCUUUUAGGGCCGGAACGCUCCGGGCCAGCCUUGGCGCUGGAGGAGGGGGCAUUCCCAGAUUUCCGCCCCUCACCGCGGUGUCCCCGGUGCCACCCGCUCGUCCCCUGCGCUGGGGGUGGCCAGGGCGUGCCCGGCUGGCCGGGAGGGGAGGGCUCGGUGGUCCCAAAAAGCCGAGGCCCCCAGGAAGGCAUUAAAAACUCUUCUGGUGCUAAGAGGGGAGGACACGGAGCUUCCUCCUGACCCUCGCCCGUCUCCGAACCUUUCCAAUCUUCGCCAGGGAAAAGGGCCCGGGGAUCCUCCAGGACAUCGGGAUGGCCCCGGGAUGUUCCCGGGAACAUCCCCUGCCCUGUGUCGGGGCACCGGGAUGUUCCCGGGAUGUCCCUGGGAUGUCCCCUGCCCUGUGCCGGGGCACCGGGAUGGCACCGGGAUGUCCCCGGGAUGUCCCUGGGGUGUCCCCUGCCCUGUGCCGGGGCACCGGGAUGUCCCCGGGAUGUCCCUGGGGUGUCCCCUGCCCUGUGCCGGGGCACCGGGAUGUCCCCAGGAGGGUCCCCGGUGCCACCUCCUUGUCCCUGAGCCCUCGCCCACGUGGCGACACCCGGAGUUCUCCGGAAGCCGCCAGGGGUCUGUGGCCUGUCCCCGUCCCCGGCUGCCAUCCCGCUGUUCCAACCGGGAAUGGGGCAGGGCCUGGAGCCGGCCCGGUGGGCAACCAGCCGGGAAAACCAAUCCCGGGAAAAAACUCCCGGGCUCGGGGAGCCCAGACACCUCCCGACCCCUCACCUGCAGCAGCACCGCGGGUGCCACCGCACCCGCCGGGUGUCCCCAGCCCCAGGGACCCGGAGCGGGAAUGCCGAGCUCAGGUCCUGCCCCUCGGCCGUGUCCCCGCAGCCCCCACAACGUCCCCAAAGUCCCCCCCGGCCAAGGCAGCGCCUCUGUCCCCAGAUCCGCCCUGCCAGCCCCGCUGUGCCACCAGCGGUCACCCCGCAAACCCUCUGUGCCAGUCCCUGCCCUCACCCCGGCCACCUUCCCACCACCCACCCUGAGCCAUCGGCCCCAAACCCAUCCCACCUGUGCCCCCAAAUCCAGCCCCACCCUGAGCCAUCACCCCCAAAUCCGUCCCACCUGUGCCCCCAAAUCCAGCCCCACCCUGAGCCAUCGGCCCCAAAUCCAUCCCACCUGUGCCCCCAAAUCCAGCCCCACCCUGAGCCAUCGGCCCCAAACCCGUCCCACCUGUGCCCCCAAAUCCAUCCCACCUGCACCCCCCAAAUCCAAACCCACCUUGUGCCAUCUCCCCCAAAUCCAGCCCCACUCUGUGCCCUCCCACCUGCACCCUCAAAUCCAUCCCCACCUUGUUCCAUCCCACCUGUGCCCCCCAAAUCCAUCCCACCUGCAUCCCUAAAUCCAUCUCACCUUGUGCCAUCCUCCCCAAAUCCAUCCCACCUGCCCCCCCAAACCCACCCCGAACCCCUCUCGUGGCCGGUGCCACCCUGUCCCUGUGCCCCCCCUGUGUCCGGCAUUCCCAGGACACUCCGGGCACAGGGACAGGCUGGCACACCCCAUCCCAGACCCCGUCCCAGACAAUCCUGUGCCACCCUCCUGUGCCUCCCCUGCCACCUCCGCUCCGUGUCCCCUCUGUCCCCGUCCCUCCGCCACCUCCCGCCCGCUCCUCACGCCCUCAUCCCGGCGCUGUCCCGAAUCCCGCAUGGAUCCGGAGCCCGCUGCCCAUCCCGGCAUCCCGGGCCGCUUCCAGCCGCUCUGCAUCCCCGCGGGAAUGUCGCAUGUCGGAAUGUCGCAUGUCGGCCACGCGCGGCCCGGUGACAUCGCACGGGCUCCUUCCCAAGCUGUGGGAUUGAGGAAUUCCUGGGAAUUCCUUUGGCUGUCGGUUCCCGAGGCUGCUCCCAUGGGGGAUCCUCGCGCCCGUGGCUGUUCUGGCCGUGCCACCCCACGCCUGGCUGUCCCCGCCUUGGGGACACGGGGGUCCCCUCGGAGCCCCCGCGCGAGCGCUCGGCUUGGCCAAGGCCCUGCACGGCCACCGCUGGUCCCGGCUGUGCCACCCUCGUCCCCUUGGUGCUGCCCCUCGGCACGUCCUGGCACUGCCCACCCUGCCUGACCACUCCUGACCACCCUUGACCACUCUGCCAACCCCUGCCUGGCACUGCCCACCCUGCCCGGCCACCCCUGACCAUCCUGCUCACACCUGCCUGGCACUGCCCACCCUGCCUGACCACUCCUGGCCACCCUUGACCACUCUGUCAGCCCCUGCCUGGCACUGCCCACCCUGCCUGACCACCCCUGCCUGCCCUCCCUGCCUGUCCCUACCCACCCUGCCUGGCACUGCCCACCCUGCCUGACCACCCCUGACCACUCUGCCCGCCCCUGCCUGGCACUGACCACCCUGCCUGGCACUGACCACCCUGCCUGACCACCCCCGCCUGGCACUGCCUGGCCACCCCUCCCUGCCCUGCCUGUCCUUCCCUGUCCCUCCCUGUCCCCCCUGUCCCUGCACCUC